AUGACUGUAUCUCAAGAAGCCGUCAUUGCCAUAGUUGGCGUCGUUGUUACCAGUCUUGUUCCCAUCGUCGGUCUUAUCAUCAAGCAUAUCCUGGACAGAAGCAGACACAGACCGAAGACGAAUCGAACAUCAGCGAAUCAUAUCUACAAUCAUCCUCUUCUUUCACACCGUCGCUGGUUCGCAAACGACUUCUUGCUUGGCCUUUCGAUGCCCCGUACAAUUCCCCGAGCCCAAAUUAGGUAUCUUGACCGGGAUUCCUAG
Fusarium poae is the source of this 261-nucleotide messenger RNA. RefSeq lists its product as uncharacterized. Bases 1 to 261 code for a protein of 86 amino acids. The record is from RefSeq and is a predicted model, not a curated record. The transcript is spliced from 2 exons. Lineage: Eukaryota; Fungi; Ascomycota; Sordariomycetes; Hypocreales; Nectriaceae.